AUGCCUUUGUUAGUCGCAGUUUUGGCCGGGCUGUUGAGCGGUGCCAGUGCCGCCGCCAACCUCGUCCAACACGAGCGUGUCCCCCAACUGCCGCAAGGAUGGGCCCGGAUGGACGCCUCGCUCGACCCGGACCGGCCCUUCAGACUGUCCAUUGCCCUGAGACAGCCCGAGAUUCACCGCCUGGCCUCCAAGUUUGCCCGCGGCUCCGGCCACCUCUCCCUGGACGAGGUCCGUACGCUGCGGGCGCCCGACCCGAAAGACGCCGCCGCCGUCGUCGACUGGCUCCGUGAAAACGGCGUCCACGACACCGUGACAAAGGACGACUGGAUCCACGUCAACACGACCGUCAGCACCGCCGAGAGCCUGCUCAACACCCAGCUGCAGCGCUACUCGUUUGACGGCAAGGUGUCCAUGGUCCGGGCCCGAGAGUACUCGGUGCCGUCGCACCUCUCCGACGCCAUCAGCUUCAUCAACCCCAUCUCCAACUUCAUGACGCCGCUGCGGGAGCCCAUGACGCCCCUGCCCGCCCAGGACGCGCGCGACCGACGCGCGACCGCCGCUUGCUCCGGCACCGUGACGCCCAAGUGCCUGCGCCAGCUGUACAACAUGCACUACAAGGCCCCCGGCAACUCGUCCGAGGUCCGCCUCGGGGUGAGCGGCUACCUCGAGCAGCACUCCAACCACGCGGACGUCCGGGACUUCCUCCGGCAGCAGGUCCCGGAGCUCCCCCGCUACGACUUCAAGGUGGAGCUGGUCAACGGCGGCACCGACCCCCAGAAACCGCCCACGGCCGGCAGCGAGGCCCAGCUCGACCUCGAGUACGUCAUGGGUCUCGGCUUCCCGUCCCAGGUCACCUACUACGCGACCGGCGGCCGCGGCGAGAAGAUUGGCGACGACGGCAAGCCCGUCACGGGCAAGAAGCUCGACAACGAGCCCUACCUCGAGUUCAUCCAGGCGCUGCUCGACAAGCCCGACGACGAGGUGCCGCACGUGCUGUCCGUGUCCUACGGCGACGACGAGCUGUCGGUGCCCCGGCCCUACGCCGAGCGCGUCUGCGGCAUGCUCGGCCUCCUGACCAAGCGCGGCACCUCCAUCAUCCACUCGUCCGGGGACGGCGGCUCGGCCGGCGGCCGCGUGGGCAACUGCCGCACCAAGGACGGCACCAACAAAAAGGUCACCAUGUCCACGUUUCCCGCGUCGUGUCCGUGGGUGACGGCCGUGGGCGCCACCUCCAACAUCGCCGAGCCCCCCUCCGGCGCGAGCUUCAGCUCCGGCGGCUUCUCCCAGUACUUUGAGCGGCCCGCGUGGCAGGCGGCCGCCGUGGACAAAUACGUCGAGGAGAUCAACGGCCACCUGGACGGGUACUACAACGCCAGCAUGAGGGCCGUGCCGGACAUCUCGGCCGUGGGGACCAACUUCCGGGUGAUUGUUGGCGCCCGCCGUAAGCUCAUCGAGGGCACCAGCGCGAGCGCGCCCGUCUUCGCAGCCAUGAUCUCCCUCAUCAACGAUGCCCGCCUGAGAAAGGGGAAGCCCUCGCUGGGGUGGCUCAACGAGAUCUUGUACUCGGACAAGGUGACCUCUCUGCUGCAGGACAUCACCAAGGGCCAGAGCUACUCGUGCACCUGGGACAAGGUCAGCCCCGGUGGCUGGCCGGCCAAGCAGGGAUGGGACGCAAUCACCGGCCUCGGCGUGCCAAACGACUUUGCCAAGUUCCUCGAGGUUCUCGAGGACGUGUGA
Molecule: messenger RNA, 1737 nt
Organism: Metarhizium brunneum ARSEF 3297
Lineage: Eukaryota; Fungi; Ascomycota; Sordariomycetes; Hypocreales; Clavicipitaceae
Product: Tripeptidyl-peptidase sed2
Biological process (GO): proteolysis
Molecular function (GO): tripeptidyl-peptidase activity; serine-type endopeptidase activity
Source: RefSeq, a predicted model, not a curated record